Messenger RNA from Pelobates cultripes (western spadefoot toad), 569 nucleotides. Lineage: Eukaryota; Metazoa; Chordata; Amphibia; Anura; Pelobatidae. The record is from the annotation of a GenBank genome assembly.
AUGGCGGAUGGCGGCUGCUCACGACCACGAGGCGAAGGCCUAGAGCUGGGGUGGUCAGAUGAUCACACCGCAGAAAUCCUAGAGAGGCUUGACAAGACCUUUUGGCGCUUCUGGUGGAAGCUGCAGAAGCUUACUUUCAUUCCCGUGGUCAGUCUACCACCGAGCGACAGGAAGGUUUAGGUCCAAUCAGAGAAGGGGCCUACCUCACCAAAAACUGAAGGCCGGCACGCACCAAGAAGCACCCAUAAUCAGGGCUAUUGAAGGCUACAGGAACCAACUUGGGCUACCAAUACACGACAAAACACCCCCCAAGCACCCACAAAGGCGACUCCCAAGGCACAAGCGGGAAGCCACAGCGCGGCAACCAAAAUCUGCACGACGGACUAACAGAACCCACCUACCUAGCUCACUGGGGCAGAACCGGAGCCUUCCCAGACCACAAGCCAUCAACAAUGUUGUCACAAACUCAACUCCACGCACGAGCCUGGGCUGACAACCCCAUCGAGCCUCACAAUGUCGCGGCAUCAACAGCCCGCACCAAGAACAUACCUAACGUGGGCAUCGGCUGA